Messenger RNA from Folsomia candida, 3215 nucleotides. RefSeq names its product 116 kDa U5 small nuclear ribonucleoprotein component. The record is from RefSeq and is a predicted model, not a curated record. Gene Ontology annotation, cellular component: U4/U6 x U5 tri-snRNP complex; U2-type catalytic step 2 spliceosome; cytosol. Gene Ontology annotation, molecular function: translation elongation factor activity; GTP binding; GTPase activity. Gene Ontology annotation, biological process: mRNA splicing, via spliceosome. The transcript has 16 exons. NCBI's taxonomy places the organism in Eukaryota, Metazoa, Arthropoda, Collembola, Entomobryomorpha, Isotomidae. The coding region runs from base 166 to 3099 and encodes 977 amino acids.
GAAUUGCCGGUGGCUUCUCUCUCUCGCAGAACGAUCUACCCUCAACAAAUACGCAUUACAGAUAUUUGUCAAUAAUUAGUAGUGCAAAAUUACUUACUACAAUUAGUUGAGUUCUUGACGGAUUAAUAACAUUACUGCUGUCGUUGGAAAUAAUAAGAAAAAAAGAUGGACGGAGACUUGUACGACGAAUUUGGAAACUACAUCGGACCUGAUCUGGACUCGGAGGAGGAAGAGGAAGAAGACCAACAUGACGAUGAGAGAGAUUUUGAUGAUGAUGACAUGGACCAAGAUGAAGUUCGCGAGGAGGAGCCAUCAAUGACUUCGACAGCCGUUGUGCUUCAUGAGGAUAAAAAGUAUUACCCGUCAGCGUUGGAGAUAUACGGACCAGAUGUGGAAACGAUUGUUCAGGAGGAAGAUGCCCAACCAUUGACGGAACCAAUUAUAAAGCCCGUGAGGAAAAUAAAGUUUGAGCACGUGGAGAAGGAGUUGCCACAAACGACAUAUGAUAUGGAAUUCCUCGCUGAUAUGAUGGAUAACUCGUCUUUGAUUAGGAAUGUGGGUCUGGUAGGCCAUUUGCAUCAUGGAAAAACCAGCUUCACAGACUGCUUGAUGGAGCAAACUCAUCCUGACCUUCAAUUAAAUCCCAAUUUGGACAAAGCGUUGGUUCGCUACACUGACACUUUGUGCACCGAACAGGAUCGCGGUGUGACCAUCAAGUCGAUGCCAAUUACUUUCCUUAUGCAGGAUACCAAAGCAAAGUCUUAUUUGUUAAACGUAAUGGAUACACCAGGACAUGUCAAUUUCUCAGAUGAGGUGACGGCUGCAAUGCGGCUUUGUGACGGAAUUGUACUGUUUGUAGACGCUGCUGAAGGAGUGAUGUUAAACACUGAAAGAAUAUUAAAGCAUGCUGUUCAGGAAAAAUUGGCAGUAACACUGUGCAUAAACAAAAUCGACCGCCUGAUUUUUGAACUAAAGCUUCCUCCCCAGGACGCGUACUAUAAAAUUAAGCACAUCAUUGAAGAAGUGAAUGCGUUAUUGUGUUUGUACACGGGUGACAGCAAUGAGGAUUUUCCAAUACUUUCACCAAGCGCAGGGAAUGUGUGCUUUGCCAGCUCUCUGUAUUCAAUUUGUUUCACCCUUAAGUCGUUCGCCUCCAUGUAUGCAGAUGUUUAUGGAGAUAUUAACAUCAAAGCAUUUGCAGAACGAUUGUGGGGAGACGUUUAUUUUAGUCCAAAAACGAGAAAAUUUACCAAGAAACCGCCAACAGCAGCUUCACAGCGAAGUUUUGUUGAAUUUAUUCUUGAGCCAGUCUACAAAAUUUUCUCUCAUGUGGUUGGCGAUGUUGACCAGUGUCUAACAUCUCUAUGUGAGGAACUUGGAAUUAGACUGACCAAGGAAGAAUCAAAGCUAAACAUUCGUCCAUUGUUAAGAUUAAUUUUCCAGCGGUUUUUGGGUAGUUUUUCUGGAUUUGUGGACAUGGUCGCAGAGCAUGUUCCCUCGCCAAGCGAUAAUGCACGGAACAAGAUGGUUCAUGCUUAUACUGGGCCGUUGGACUCUGACAUUGGAGAUGAUAUAUUGAAUUGUGAUCCCGAGGGAACUUUAAUCGUUCACAGUACCAAGAUGUACCCAACAGAGGAUUGCGUUUGUUUCCACGUAUUUGGCCGAAUCUUCAGUGGUACUCUACAUGCGAACCAAAGUGUGAGAGUAUUGGGUGAAAAUUACUCGUUAGCAGAUGAGGAAGACUCCCGUGUGUUAAAUGUUGGUCGACUAUGGAUCUACGAAGCUAGAUACAAGAUUGAGGUUAAUCGUGUGCCAGCAGGGAACUGGGUCUUAAUUGAAGGAAUUGACCAGUCUGUUGUAAAAACUUGUACGAUUACUAGUUCAAAGACCAAGGACGAUUUGUAUAUUUUCCGCCCUUUGAGAUUUAAUACUCAAAGUAUUAUCAAGAUUGCCGUUGAGCCUGUCAAUCCAUCUGAAUUACCCAAAAUGCUGGAUGGCCUCAGAAAAGUUAACAAAUCAUACCCACUUGUUUCAACCAAGGUCGAAGAAUCUGGAGAGCAUGUUAUACUUGGAACUGGGGAGUUGUAUCUCGAUUGUGUGAUGCAUGACUUGCGAAAAAUGUAUUCUGAAAUUGACAUAAAAGUCGCUGAUCCCGUCGUGUCAUUCUGUGAAACCGUCGUGGAAACAUCAUCACUCAAGUGUUUUGCAGAAACCCCCAACAAGAAAAACAAGCUUACGAUGAUUGCAGAACCAUUAGAAAAAGGGUUGGCUGAGGACAUUGAAAGUGAAGUUGUCAGCAUUGGUUGGAACAAAAAACGAUUGGGAGAAUUCUUUCAAACCAAAUAUGAUUGGGAUCUUUUGGCUGCCCGUUCAAUUUGGUCAUUUGGUCCCGAUACUAAUGGGCCCAACAUUUUAGUGGAUGACACUCUUCCCUCAGAAGUCGAUAAAACAUUAUUAAAUAAUGUAAAAGACUCAAUUGUUCAAGGAUUUCAAUGGGGCACCAGAGAAGGACCACUGUGUGAAGAACCCAUCAGAAAUGUAAAGUUCAAAAUCUUGGAUGCUUUGAUAUCAAGCGAGCCUAUUCACAGAGGAGGAGGCCAAGUAAUUCCCACUGCAAGGCGAGUCGCAUAUUCCGCAUUUUUAAUGGCUACACCACGACUCAUGGAGCCCUAUCUCUUUGUUGAAGUUGUGGCUCCUGCUGAUUGCGUUUCAGCCGUUUAUACUGUUUUGGCUAGACGUCGAGGUCAUGUUACCCAAGAUUCUCCAGUUCCCGGCUCCCCCUUGUAUACAAUUAAAGCUUUUGUCCCUGCAAUCGACUCGUUUGGUUUUGAAACCGACAUGAGAACUCACACCCAAGGGCAAGCUUUUUGUCUAUCUGUAUUCCACCAUUGGCAGAUGGUCCCCGGAGAUCCUUUGGAUAAGAGCAUUAUCAUUAAGCCUCUGGAACCUCAGCCAGCAACUCAUUUGGCACGUGAGUUUAUGAUUAAAACUCGUCGUCGUAAAGGUCUUAGUGAGGAUGUUGCUAUCAACAAAUUUUUCGACGAUCCCAUGUUGUUGGAAUUAGCAAAACAGGAUGUCAUGCUUAAUUAUCCAAUGUAAUACAUAGAGUAGCUUUGCAUUAUUUUACGAACUUGAUUUUUACAUCUUUUGUUUAUGUACUUAAAACAAGAGUAAAACACAUUGAAAUAUAAAAUUAUUAUUAAAUCAAGCAAGAA